Messenger RNA from Branchiostoma belcheri (Belcher's lancelet), 572 nucleotides. RefSeq names its product heme-binding protein 2-like. The transcript has 4 exons. The record is from RefSeq and is a predicted model, not a curated record. NCBI's taxonomy places the organism in Eukaryota, Metazoa, Chordata, Leptocardii, Amphioxiformes, Branchiostomatidae. The coding region runs from base 9 to 572 and encodes 187 amino acids.
GCCUCACGAUGUCGGGAUUGUUCAAGACAAUAUUCGGCAAGCUGGACUGCCCCAACUACAAAGUCGUCACAUCUACAGCUGAUUACGAAGAACGCCUGUACGAGGCAGCCAGGUGGACCAGUACUACUAUUCCCGACAUAGAGCGCCGCUCGGCGUCUAGCACAGGCUUCAGAAGACUCUUCAAGUACAUCUCCGGGCAUAACGAGAAAAAUGUGAAGAUCCCGAUGACAGUGCCCGUGAUUACGAAGGUAGAACCAGGAGACGGGCCGUUCUGUAAGACUGACUUCACCGUCUCUUUCUACGCGCCUUACGCCGACCAGGCUGAGGGCACGCCCAAGCCUUCCGACCCAGACGUUUUUAACAACUCACUUCCAGAAAUGACUGCUUAUGUUAGGACUUUCAGUGGGUACGCUAAAGACGAAGACUGGACCAAGCAAGCCGAGACCCUUGCGAAAAGCCUGGAUGACGCUGGGCUGAAGUAUCACAAAGACCACUACUACACAGCCGGCUACAACAGCCCUUUCAAACCGAUAAACAGGCACAACGAAGUCUGGUUCAUCAAGUCAGAUUAA